Messenger RNA from Sinocyclocheilus grahami, 6141 nucleotides. Its product is annotated as clathrin heavy chain 1-like. Bases 342 to 5099 code for a protein of 1585 amino acids. Gene Ontology annotation, biological process: mitotic cell cycle; clathrin coat assembly; intracellular protein transport. The record is from RefSeq and is a predicted model, not a curated record. The transcript has 31 exons. Lineage: Eukaryota; Metazoa; Chordata; Actinopteri; Cypriniformes; Cyprinidae. Gene Ontology annotation, molecular function: clathrin light chain binding; structural molecule activity. Gene Ontology annotation, cellular component: extracellular exosome; spindle; clathrin-coated endocytic vesicle.
UGCUUGAUUAACAAAAUCGCUGAAAUCGCGAAUGUCCUUCCGCCGCAAAAUCCGCGCUGCUGCUUCCGGAUUGUCAGACUGAGCUGUUUCCGCCGCCAUUGCGCGUCUGAGCGAUUCCCAUCCGUGCUGAGAGGGGAGAAAAAACAAUAACCAUCUGGCGGAUUGGCUUGACACGACGAAAACGCGACACUUGCAUUCUCUGUCUAAUAAAGCCAGCAGUCCUGCAUUUGAUCUGUUUUGAAUCGGGGGUGUCCGCGGAGAGGAGGUCGUCGCUCGCUAAAGCUAGGCAGAAAUUUUGCGAGGAGUCCGGCCGGGAGGAUUGAGAACAGAAAGCCCAAACCAUGGCUCAAAUCCUGCCUAUCCGCUUCCAGGAGCACCUGCAGCUCCAAAACCUGGGCAUAAACCCAGCGAACAUUGGGUUUAGCACCCUCACGAUGGAGUCGGAUAAGUUCAUCUGCAUCCGGGAGAAGGUGGGCGAACAGGCCCAGGUGGUGAUCAUCGACAUGAGCGAUCCAAAUACGCCCAUCCGCAGGCCCAUCUCUGCAGACAGUGCCAUCAUGAACCCAGCCAGCAAAGUCAUUGCUCUUAAAGGUAAGUUUGGACACUUGCAACUUUACUCAGUGGACAGAAAGGUGUCGCAGCCGAUCGAAGGCCAUGCUGCUGGAUUUGCUCAGUUUAAAAUGGAGGGAAAUGCUGAGGAAUCCACACUUUUCUGCUUUGCUGUUCGGGGACAAGCUGGAGGAAAGUUGCACAUUAUUGAGGUUGGAACACCUCCGUCAGGUAAUCAACCCUUUCCAAAGAAAGCAGUCGACGUGUUUUUCCCACCAGAGGCCCAGAACGAUUUUCCGGUUGCAAUGCAGAUAAGCGCCAAGCAUGAUGUUGUUUUUCUCAUCACCAAAUAUGGCUACAUCCACCUGUAUGACCUUGAGAUGGGCACCUGCAUCUACAUGAACAGGAUCAGUGGAGAGACCAUUUUUGUCACCGCUUCUCAUGAAGCCACAUCUGGCAUUAUUGGCGUGAACCGGAAGGGACAGGUGCUUUCUGUGUGUGUGGAGGAAGAAAACAUCAUCCCUUACAUAACUAACGUGCUGCAGAACCCUGAUCUGGCCCUCAGGAUGGCCGUCCGCAACAACUUGGCAGGUGCAGAGGAGCUCUUCGCCCGCAAAUUCAACAACCUAUUUGCUGGUGGCAACUACUCUGAAGCUGCCAAAGUGGCUGCCAAUGCACCAAAGGGCAUCCUGCGCACGUCAGACACCAUCCGUCGGUUCCAGAGUGUUCCUGCCCAGCCCGGUCAGACGUCUCCCCUGCUGCAGUACUUUGGGAUUCUGCUGGAUCAGGGCCAGCUGAACAAGUUUGAGUCAUUGGAGCUUUGCAGGCCCGUCCUGCAGCAAGGCCGCAAACAGCUCCUGGAGAAAUGGCUAAAGGAAGACAAGCUGGAGUGUUCUGAAGAGUUGGGUGAUCUGGUGAAGUCUGUGGAUCCAACUCUUGCACUUAGUGUUUAUCUAAGGGCCAACGUUCCCAACAAAGUGAUCCAGUGUUUCGCAGAGACCGGCCAGUUCCAGAAAAUUGUACUGUAUGCGAAAAAGGUUGGCUACACUCCAGACUGGAUCUUCCUGUUGAGGAACGUCAUGCGGAUCAGUCCAGAACAAGGCCUGCAGUUCUCCCAAAUGCUCGUUCAGGAUGAGGAACCUCUGGCUGACAUCACUCAGAUUGUGGAUGUGUUUAUGGAGUAUAACCUGAUCCAGCAGUGCACUUCUUUCCUGUUGGAUGCCCUGAAGAACAACCGCCCCACUGAAGGUCCUUUGCAGACUCGUCUGUUGGAGAUGAACUUGAUGCACGCCCCACAGGUGGCAGAUGCCAUCCUGGGGAACCAGAUGUUCACUCACUACGACCGGGCCCAUGUGGCUCAGCUGUGUGAGAAGGCUGGUCUUCUACAGAGAGCUCUGGAGCACUACACUGACCUGUAUGACAUCAAACGGGCCGUGGUCCACACCCAUCUGCUCAAUCCAGAGUGGCUGGUGAACUUCUUCGGCGCUCUGUCGGUGGAGGACUCUCUGGAGUGUCUGAGAGCCAUGCUUUCUGCUAACAUCAGGCAGAACCUCCAGAUCUGCGUCCAGGUGGCCUCCAAGUACCACGAGCAGCUCUCCACCCAGGCGCUAACAGAGCUCUUUGAGUCCUUCAAGAGCUUUGAGGGUUUGUUCUACUUCCUGGGAUCCAUUGUGAACUUCAGCCAGGAUCCAGAGGUUCACUUCAAAUAUAUCCAGGCUGCUUGUAAAACUGGUCAAAUCAAAGAAGUGGAGAGAAUCUGCAGAGAGAGCAACUGUUACGAUCCUGAGCGUGUAAAGAAUUUCCUCAAGGAAGCAAAACUGACUGACCAGCUGCCCCUCAUCAUUGUGUGUGACCGCUUUGACUUUGUCCAUGACCUUGUGCUCUACUUGUACCGCAACAACCUGCAGAAGUACAUCGAGAUCUAUGUUCAGAAGGUGAACCCCAGCCGUUUACCCGUGGUGAUUGGAGGGCUGCUGGACGUGGACUGCUCUGAGGACGUCAUUAAGAACCUCAUUCUGGUGGUCAGAGGCCAGUUCUCUACUGAUGAGCUUGUGGCUGAGGUGGAGAAAAGAAACAGACUGAAGCUGCUUCUGCCAUGGUUAGAGGCCCGUAUCCACGAGGGCUGUGAGGAACCUGCUACCCAUAAUGCCCUGGCUAAGAUCUACAUCGACAGCAACAACAACCCUGAGCGCUUCCUCCGAGAGAACCCCUACUAUGACAGCCGUGUGGUGGGCAAGUACUGCGAGAAGAGGGACCCCCAUCUGGCCUGUGUGGCUUAUGAGAGAGGACAGUGUGACCAAGAGCUCAUCCAUGUUUGCAAUGAGAACUCGCUCUUCAAGAGUCUGUCCCGAUACCUUGUGCGUCGUAAGGACCCCGAGCUGUGGGCUAGUGUGCUUCUGGAAAGCAACCCUUACAGGAGACCCCUAAUCGACCAGGUUGUUCAAACUGCCCUUUCUGAGACCCAGGACCCUGAGGAAGUGUCUGUUACUGUCAAAGCUUUCAUGACUGCUGACCUACCCAAUGAACUCAUUGAACUUCUGGAGAAGAUUGUUUUGGACAACUCCGUUUUCAGCGAACACAGGAACCUGCAGAACCUCCUGAUUCUGACAGCCAUCAAAGCUGACCGCACUCGUGUCAUGGAGUACAUCAACCGCCUCGACAACUAUGAUGCCCCAGACAUCGCUAACAUCGCCAUUAGCAAUGAGCUCUUCGAGGAGGCUUUUGCGAUCUUCAGGAAGUUCGAUGUGAACACGUCAGCAGUGCAGGUUCUUAUCGAGCACAUUGGAAAUCUGGACCGGGCCUAUGAGUUUGCCGAGCGCUGUAAUGAACCGGCCGUGUGGAGUCAGCUGGCUAAAGCACAGCUGCAGAAGGGGCUGGUGAAAGAGGCCAUUGACUCUUACAUCAAAGCUGACGACCCCUCGGCAUACAUGGAAGUGGGACAAGCUGCAGCCCAAAGCGGAAACUGGGAGGAUCUGGUCAAGUUUCUACAGAUGGCUCGUAAGAAGGCCCGUGAAUCGUAUGUAGAGACAGAGCUGAUCUUUGCACUGGCCAAGACUAAUCGUCUGGCUGAACUGGAGGAGUUUAUCAAUGGGCCAAACAAUGCACACAUUCAACAAGUUGGUGACCGAUGCUAUGAUGAGAAGAUGUACGACGCAGCUAAACUACUUUAUAACAAUGUAUCCAACUUUGGCCGUCUGGCCUCCACUCUGGUGCAUCUUGGCGAGUAUCAGGCUGCUGUCGAUGGGGCCCGCAAAGCCAACAGCACAAGGACCUGGAAAGAGGUUUGCUUUGCCUGUGUUGAUGGGAAGGAGUUUCGUCUGGCUCAGAUGUGUGGAUUGCAUAUUGUCGUUCAUGCUGAUGAACUUGAGGAGCUCAUCAACUACUACCAGGACCGUGGCUAUUUCGAGGAGCUGAUCACCAUGCUGGAGGCGGCGCUGGGGCUGGAGCGCGCUCACAUGGGCAUGUUCACAGAACUGGCCAUCCUCUACUCCAAAUUCAAACCACAGAAGAUGAGGGAGCACCUGGAGCUCUUCUGGUCCAGAGUCAACAUUCCCAAGGUUUUGAGGGCAGCAGAGCAGGCUCACCUGUGGGCAGAGCUAGUCUUCCUGUAUGAUAAGUAUGAGGAGUUUGACAACGCCAUCAUCACCAUGAUGAACCAUCCUUCAGAUGCCUGGAAGGAGAGCCAGUUCAAGGACAUCAUAACCAAGGUUGCUAACGUUGAGCUGUAUUACAAAGCCACCCAGUUCUACCUGGAGUUCAAACCGCUGUUACUGAACGACCUGUUGAUCGUACUGUCCCCACGUCUCGACCACACUCGUGCCGUCAACUUCUUCAGCAAGGUCAAACAAUUGUCGUUGGUGAAACCAUACCUGAGAUCUGUACAGAACCACAACAACAAGGCUGUAAAUGAGGCACUAAAUAAUCUCUUCAUCACGGAGGAGGAUUAUCAGGCUCUGCGCACAUCCAUUGAUGCCUACGAUAACUUCGACAACAUAUCUCUGGCUCAGAGCCUGGAGAAGCACGAACUCAUCGAGUUCAGGCGAAUCGCCGCCUACCUGUUCAAAGGCAACAACCGCUGGAAGCAGAGCGUGGAGCUCUGCAAGAAAGACAAACUCUACAAGGAUGCAAUGCAGUAUGCUUCAGAGUCAAAGGACACAGAGCUGGCUGAGGAGCUGCUGCAGUGGUUCUUGCAGGAAGACAAGAAAGAGUGUUUUGCUGCCUGCCUGUUCACCUGCUACGACCUGCUGAGGCCCGACGUGGUGCUGGAGACCGCGUGGAGGCACAACCUCAUGGACUUCUCCAUGCCCUACUUCAUCCAGGUCAUGAGGGAAUACCUCAGCAAGGUUGACAAGUUGGAUGCUUCAGAGUCUUUGAGGAAAGAGGAAGAACAGCUCACAGAGGCACAACCCAUUGUCUAUGGCACACCCCAGCUGAUGCUCACUGCAGGCCCCAACGUCGCAGUUCCCCCACAGCAGCCUUACGGCUACGGCUACCCCACGCCGACUGGUUACGGCCAACCCGCACAGCCAGGCUUCGGCUACGGCAUGUGAAGCCCUCCUGCCCACAGCUGUCCAUCCAUCGCUCCUUAAGUUCCUUACUAGCUUAAUUGUGGUCUACUCACAAGGUUAUAUAAAGUAAAAAAAUAAAUAAAAAAAUUGCGCGUUUUAAAUUAUUUUCCUUAAGAUGCAAUGAAGGACUUCAUUUUUAUUUGUGCUGUCAAAGAAAAUAAUCAGACCACAUUUUUGUUAUUUCACAUUCCAUAUUUAAGGCUACUUAUAUCACUAGGUUUUCUUUCUUUUUAUUUUUUUUGUGAGCUGAUUUUUUUUAAGGGGGCAUGGGUUGUGUAUGUAAGUGGAGUGUCGAGAAGAGCAAUUAACCUUAAAAUAUGUCGUGAAGCAUCUGAUUUGCACUCUGUCGUGAGAGGAAACUAAUGUAGAUUCUCUUAAUUUUGAUGUAUUGUAUGUGAAGAGCUUACACUGUCAGUCUGUUUAAUGCAUUUCAUUAUUGUAUAUUCUGAAAAAAAGGUAAACAAUAUUUGAACAUGAACGUAUACAUCCAUGGGUACAUUUAGCUAACACUAAGUAAUAAUCUGAUAUUCUACACAAAUAUGUAGCUGUAUGGAAAUUUUAAGCGCAUACAGACAUGAAUAUAGUAAAAGAUUUUAAUCCCUUAGCCUAAACCGGUUUCCCCGAUCGACCUCGUAGUUGUUAACAUCUCAUUCACUCCAUGUGUAACAGGUGACCUUUCCUUGUAUUGAAUACAGUGCUCUUUCUUGUGUGAAUCCAUUUCCAUAAAUGAGCAAGGGAUACAUUGAUUCUUCUGACUUCUGUGUUUACUCAUCCGAUUUUUUGUAUUGAGGUUUGUGUGUGCCAGGUGUCGUGCUGUUCUAGCUCACUAUUCGUAGUGUACAGAAGAAUGAAUACACAAAUGGAUACCAAUGCUUUGUCCACCUGUAAGAUUUGUGUGCGAUCUGCAGAUUCAGAAAACUGGGGAAUAAAUUCACAGGAUUGUGAUUAUUUUGGUGGCUUGAUUGUAAAUGGGCAAAGAUUAAAAUGAAACCUGUCAGUUCUCCAUCAUAUAGCUUGCCACUUU